This is a messenger RNA of Nicotiana tabacum (common tobacco), 930 nucleotides long. Lineage: Eukaryota; Viridiplantae; Streptophyta; Magnoliopsida; Solanales; Solanaceae. The record is from RefSeq and is a predicted model, not a curated record.
CAAGUCCUGACUCAGGAAGCAGAUGACAGUUUAGUAACAUACAAUAAUUCCCAGGCUUAGUUACCGUUAGGAGCCUUAACGAAAGUGUGAAGCUAGCUGUCACAAAAGACGGAGUAUUAUCAACACUGCACAUAUGCAGAGACUUGUUUCGAGAGAGGAGUAACAAUUAACAAAAGGGGUUAUUUUCUUAAUUUGCAUUUAGCUCGUGAAGAUGUUGGCCGAAACAGAUUUCUUCAGCUGCUCUUUACUAGCUGAUAAUGAUAUUCUUCCCUUUUCCUCUCAUCUCAUAAGCAAUGUUGAAAGAGACGUCACUUACAGUUGUGGAUCGUGUGGAUAUGAGUUGAACCUCAACUCUUGCAAUCGGAAUACUACAGUCAUUGGAUCAAAGUAUGGGAAAACAAUGAGGAGAGGGGUACUCUCAUUUUUAUGCAUUGAUGAGAGCAGAUUUACUCAGAUAAGUAAAGUUAGAUGCAUACCUUAUUUUAGGUCCAAAAACUCGUGGGGUUUCUUUAAACAACAUACUAAACUUUUGUGUCGCAAUUGUAGUAGUUACAUUGGUAUUGCUCAUAUAGAAAAUAAUAAUACAAGUGCUGCCUCUCUUGCCAGGAAAAAUAUUAAUGUGAAGUCAGAUGCAACACCUAAUUGGGAUGGGCUCUCAGCUUGUAAAACUAAUUAUGACAUCAAGAUAUGUGCGUUAAGGCCAUCUGUUGCUUUUCUUUGACAGAGUCACUCUGCUGCUCAAGUUUCAAAAGAUGGACACCUCUUGUUCUUCCUUCUACUAUAUGAUGAUUCUUAUUCAUUGUUUGUUGUAGCUCUCAAAAUGUAACUAAGAGUGUUGGAAAUUGCUUUACUAAAAAUGUUUCUCUAAGUGUUCGGUGUAUACGUCAAGUGCGGGUAUGGUUUUGUGGUCGUUGAUUUUUGUAAUUAUAA